This is a messenger RNA of Camellia sinensis, 1104 nucleotides long. NCBI's taxonomy places the organism in Eukaryota, Viridiplantae, Streptophyta, Magnoliopsida, Ericales, Theaceae. The record is from RefSeq and is a predicted model, not a curated record.
AUGACCAGAGUAGUCAUCUCUUUUUUAAACAUUACUUGGUCAUCCUUGAAGGGUUUUCUUUCUCCAAAAUUGGGAGAACUCUCUUCCUUGCAAGAACUAAUUUUGCAUGGGAACAGUCUGAUUGGUUCAAUACCCAAAGAAAUUGGCAUGUUAAAGUACCUAAAGGUCUUGGAUUUGGGAAAUAAUCAACUAUCAGGUCCAAUUCCUUCCGAGCUUGGGAGCUUGACCAGCCUUCUGAAAAUGAACCUUCAAUCUAAUGGGUUGAUUGGAAAGCUGCCUUCUGAACUUGGCAAUUUGAAAUACCUUGAGGAACUUCGGCUGGAUAAGAAUAAGCUUCAAGGAAACGUUCUUGCAACUAACAGUUCAGAUUUUACAUCCAGCAUGCAUGGGAUUUAUCUGUUCGGGGAUCGAUUUGAUGCGCUUUCACUGAAAAUAGUUGCUUGUAGCAAGAAUGUGUUUAAAUAUGGUUCAACGUUGUACAUUUUUAUUGGGUUACAUCUAAGAUUCAAAGUUGUGCUCUUUAAAUAUGAUAGAUCUCAUGUUGACUUUGGUGGAGUCUAUACAGAUUCUGAGAUGUUGAAGGAUGUAUUGAGAUUUAGCAAACAAGAACUCGAAGUAGCAUGUGAAGAUUUCAGCAACAUUAUUGGGUCCUCUCCAGACAAUCUAGUCUACAAAGGGACCAUGAAAGGUGGGCCUGAGAUUGCUGUAAUAUCGCUUUGCAUUAAAGAAGAGCAUUGGACAGGCUAUCUUGAGCUUUAUUACCAGAGAGAGGUAGCUGAUUUGGCAAGAUUAAAUCAUGAGAAUACAGGAAAAUUACUGGGUUAUUGCACAGAGAGUAAACCAUUUACAAGGAUGUUGGUUUUUGAAUAUGCAUCAAAUGGGACGUUGUAUGAGCACCUCCAUUAUGGAGAAGGAUGCCAAUUAUCUUGGACACGGCGAAUGAAAAUUGUUAUAGGCAUUGCUCAGGGACUCAGAUACCUUCACAAACAACUUGACCCACCUUUUACUAUAUCCGAGUUGAAUUCUAGUGCUGUUUAUCUUAUAGAAGAUUUUUCUCCCAAGCUAGUUGAUUUUGAAAAUUGGAAGUCGAUUCUUUCAAAAUAA